AUGAAAAUUAAAAUUCAUCCUUUUGAUUUUCUCCAAAAUGUCGUUUAUAAUGUUAAAAUAAAACCUUUAAAUAAACGUUUUGAAAAGCUUGGAGGACAAGAAUACGAGGAAAUUGUUGAAUAUUUUAAAAAUCCCGAUAAUUUUAUAAAAAAUGAGAAAAGAAAAUUGAGAGAAAAUUCUGUAGAAUUUUUAUAUAAAGAAUUUAAAGAAAUUAAAAAAAUAUUGGAAGUAGUUAUAUCUCCCUUUUUCUCGUCGUCAUACGCAAACGUAGGCAGGAUUUUUUUCACAAACGUCGUCACCAAAUGCAAGCGUAGACAAGACCUCUCCUCAAAUUACACGGUCAAUAAGACACAACUACUCCAUAGUCAGAGUCCAAAAGUUCAAGAAGUUUCAAAAGGGUUUAUGAGGUAA
Molecule: messenger RNA, 411 nt
Organism: Meloidogyne enterolobii
Lineage: Eukaryota; Metazoa; Nematoda; Chromadorea; Rhabditida; Meloidogynidae
Source: the annotation of a GenBank genome assembly